Messenger RNA from Trichoplusia ni (cabbage looper), 1753 nucleotides. RefSeq lists its product as uncharacterized. Lineage: Eukaryota; Metazoa; Arthropoda; Insecta; Lepidoptera; Noctuidae. The record is from RefSeq and is a predicted model, not a curated record. Bases 135 to 1568 code for a protein of 477 amino acids. The transcript is spliced from 8 exons.
AUUAAUACACGUAUAUUCUUUUGGAGUUUGUUGUAUAAAUAUUUUGGAGUUUGAUUCCGCUUGCCAAUUAAUAAUGUGUGUUCUACAUUGGAAUGUUGUCCUAAAAUAUGUGUGUGUGAAGUAAACUAAUUUCAAUGAAUUAUGGAUUGUUGAGUAGUAUGUCGAUUUAUAAUAUUGUAUAUAAUUUAUUUUGUAUAAACUUAACCACCCAAAUCAAUGUGUUCAAUUGGUACGAAUCAUUUACACCCAUUUUUUUGGCGGCUCAUGGACGACCACUUCCUCGGGGGAGGAAAUGGAUAGUGUCAGAAGGGAGAUUGCCUGAAAAUCAACAAAGGUCCCGAGUUUUCCUAUAUCACAAUGAUACUAAUAUUUUCGUAUUCUGUUUCACAGCGACGGUGUGGUCUCGUCGUGGUUCGUCCAGCUCGCUCGGCAAGCCGCCGCCGCCAGUGCGACGGUCUUCAUCCAUAUCUAGACCGCAGCGACCUCCUUAUAUGCAAAACACAGCCAGCCCAGGCCUCGGCGACUCGGAGUUGCCCCCUCCGCCCGCCUUCUUGCUUCAGCCUGACGCCGACGCCGGUGAUUAUGACUCACACAUAAACGUAGCAGAAACAGUCAAACAACUGACCGAGUUGAAACACAUGCCGGCUUCACCCGGCAUCGUCCGCCGGAGUCUUCAACAGUUGCAGAACCAGAACAACGCCAACCCCCCCUCUCCGACACAACCCUCGCUCUCAACCUUCCAACAAGCGAAGAGCAACUUCUCCUCAAGCACCAGUCUGAAUAGCACCGGGAACCUGAACCCGAUUUAUGGGCAGACGGGUCAUCGGAUUAUGGCCUACGUCGAGAAUUCCAUGUAUGUGAGGAAGAAUAGUUUGAAUAGCUCCAAUUCGGAUCUGCUUAGGGAUAGUAAUUCGGGUAUAUACGGUGAAGGCCGCGGCUCCCCCCACGGGUCGUCUCCCUCCACCCCGAGCUACGGCGAGAACAACUCCUUCUCCAGCUUCGGGCCCAGGAUGUCCAGCGAGUCGCAUUACGGACAGACUGGCUUCAAAAUGCAACAAGAGCGUCAGGACAAGAAGUACCAGAACACGAUAUACGCUCAGCCGUCGGACAUAAUCGCGGGCUUCAACAGCAUGUCGCGACACGACGCGCUCAGCCCGCUCGCGCUGCGCAAGAACAUCGCCGCCAGGUCGCACAGCGCUGACAGACAUCAUCUCGAACAAGGCGGGCUGAUCGCGAGCCUGAGCGCUAAGCUGGCGCCGCAGCUGUCGCCGCGCACCUCACGCCGCGCCAUCUCCACUAUCACUGCUGCUGACCCCCCGGCCAAGGGGAAAGGCACAAUCCCUAGCGCGGUCCAGCCCGCCUUCCUGGACAAGCUGUCGGCCACCAUCCAGCAGCAGCGGCGGCAGCUCGACUCCUCGCGCGCCAAGUGCGUGCGGGACAUGAUCAGUGCACAUGCACAGCCCGACCCCCGAGCAUGUCACACGUCCCUCAUGGAACAGAUAAAGCGCGGCGCAACACUCCGCCGCAACAAGCACUGCAACGACAGGUCCGCGCCUAAAAUACGAUAAGUAUCGUCCACGCUGUCACGACACUACACACGAUGUAGCCUUAAUGAUCACUUGAUACUCGAUACUCGAUGGCUAUGGGAUGUCGGCAAUGAUAUGUUAAAUGUGUAAUGAUGAAUUGAUACUAAAGUUAGGUAUCUACUAGCUUUUCGCCCGCGGCUCCGCCCGCGCCGAUGUCGGUUAUAUCG